CUGUGAAGUUGGUUGUGGUUGUCAUUCUCCUUCAGUCGUGUCGUUUUUACGUGCAAUCGUUGGUUGUGCCCGAUGGUGCGCGGAAAAAUUUGGUGAAUAAUCGGAGGAAUUGAAUUAUCUGUCCCCGUUGUUACUCGUUGACUGUUUUGCUUGUUAAAAGUAAAGAGAAGGAGGAAUAACAUCGACGGUAGGGAGUGUGUGUAUGUUUUAUGUGAAAUAAAAGGAAAGUAAAAUAUAAAAUAAAAACAAAUAUUCAACAAAAAAGAGUUUGGAAAAAAUUAUAUAGCAUAAAAUGAUUAAAAUGGAGACUGACAAAAUUAUGGACGAGACUAACUCCAAUUCGCAAGCAUUCACAUCGACAAUGCUGUAUGAUCCCGUCCGUAAGAAAGAAUCAUCGCAAAUAUUUCAAAAUGAACGUGAGACCUGCUUAACCUACUUCUCGCAAUGGAACGAAGCGGAUCAGGUUGAAUUCGUGGAGCAGCUGCUCACGCGCAUGUGCCACUACCAGCAUGGACACAUAAAUGCGUUUCUCAAACCGAUGCUGCAGCGUGACUUUAUCACAUUAUUGCCGAAGAAAGGUCUCGAUCACAUUGCCGAAAACAUACUCACCUAUUUGGAUGCAGAUUCGCUCAAGUCGGCCGAAUUGGUAUGCAAAGAAUGGUUGCGUGUUAUUUCCGAAGGCAUGCUCUGGAAAAAGCUGAUCGAACGCAAAGUGCGCACCGAUUCCUUGUGGCGUGGCUUGGCCGAACGUCGUGGUUGGAUGCAAUAUCUCUUUAAGCCACGGCCUGGCACCACUCAUAGACCACACUCAUUUUAUCGCGAACUCU
Molecule: messenger RNA, 827 nt
Organism: Rhagoletis zephyria (snowberry fruit fly)
Lineage: Eukaryota; Metazoa; Arthropoda; Insecta; Diptera; Tephritidae
Product: F-box/WD repeat-containing protein 11-like
Molecular function (GO): protein dimerization activity
Source: RefSeq, a predicted model, not a curated record